AUGUGGGGCAGUCUACUUCCCAAAGCUGUGGUCUUGUUGUUAAUUAUUGGAGCAGUUCGUGCCCAUAAUACGGUUGAGGACUUUUCUAAAUAUUGCAAAAUAAGGAACUGUCCGGCAAAUAAAACUCACAUUGCCUGCAAUACAACCAAUAGUUGGUCUCCAAAAUGUGGUAAAAAUGCAGAAAUUAUGUCCUUACCGGUAGAUGUACAAAGGAUCAUUCUAAAUUAUCACAAUAUCUAUCGCGACUCUGUAGCUAGUGGGUUGAUCUUGCGACUUCCUCCGGCCGGGAGAAUGCUAAAACUCAAAUGGAGUCCCAAACUGGCUGAGAUGGCCGAGCUCAUGAUUAAAAGAUGUGACCUCCAGGCUCCCAAGGAAUGCCAUUCCACGUACGAAUUUGAAAAUCCCAGCUAUCAUGCCAUUUACAACAAAUUUAAAAAGAAUCAGCAUAAAUUCCAAGUGUUGAAAUCUCAGCUAAAUACUUGGUAUAAUGAGUACAAAUACGUGAAUCUAGUGAGUCUAGUGGAUGGAUCGUCUGUAGAUAACAAGGAAAUUGGUCACUUUCUAAGGAUGAUGGUGGGUCCCAGCAACCGAGUGGGCUGUGCUAUGGCUCGGGAGCACCGGGAUGGCUGGACCUACCAAUGGCUGGCUUGCCUUUACAGUUGUCCUCCCCAGAAUCAAAUUUUACUUUACGAGCACGCCGCCCGCCCGGGGGAAUACUGUUUAACGGGAACGGAUAGUAAGUUCCGGAAUCUUUGCAAUGAUUCGGAACCAGAACACUAUUGCAAAUUAUAUCCAGAAAAGUUUACACACCUGGUUGACAACAGCACAGCGAUUUACUUAAAAAAAAUGCUUCACGGCAUCAAGCCAAGGUCUGGUGGUGGCGUAUGGUGUAGGUUUUGCGAAUUAUGUUGCGAAUGGAUCCAAUGGGGCAUGACUACUGGACCCCUUGUUGCUAAAACGGCAAGUUUAUUUACAGGGCCUGGUUUUUUAAUAAGCUCAAUAAUAAAAUUACCCUUCUUUGGGUAAUAAAAGGCUCAUUUUGUUGAGCCAUGUUAUUUUAGACAACUCCUAUGAUUUCAUUGGCAAUAUUUUUGCUUUUAACUUUAAAGUUUUUUAACAAAGCUUAAACUUUUCUACACAGUA
Messenger RNA from Drosophila bipectinata, 1143 nucleotides. Its product is annotated as antigen 5 like allergen Cul n 1-like. NCBI's taxonomy places the organism in Eukaryota, Metazoa, Arthropoda, Insecta, Diptera, Drosophilidae. The record is from RefSeq and is a predicted model, not a curated record.